AUGUCUUACCGUUACGUCUAUCCAAAUAGGGCAACAGCCGUAGGUGCAGCUCCUGUUAGUGGUUAUAAUGUCGAUCCAGGAUUAAUGUCUGCUGGUUAUCCAAAUGGUAUGACAACAAAUAUGUAUGAUGAUCGUCGACGACGAUCAUAUUCACCCGGAUCAUUUUCGUCGGACAGUGAAAGUACUGAUGAUUAUGAAUAUCGCGGGCGAAUGAUUACACGUGAAACACGAUGUCCACGCGAUGUUGUUCGUGCACCAACUCCACCUCCAAUUAUUAAACGAGUAGUUGAACGAGCUCCAACACCUGAAGCACCUGUUAUGGAACGAGUUAUUAUUCGACCACAAGCUCAGGAAAUUGUUGAACGUGUUAUUGAACAACCACGUACACCACCACCACGCAUCAUUCAAAAAGAAAUGCAAGAAGAAGCACCACCACCAAUUGUUCGAACACGAGUUAUCAAAGUUGAUCGUCCACUUUGCAAUGCUUAUAGUCAACCAGGUUCACCAUUUGAUACUCCAUUUAAUGGAUUAUCUUCAUGUUCUAAUGGUGUUAUGGGAGGUAGUAAUCCUUAUCGAACUCAUUCAAUUCUAGGUUCAGUUGGACGACCAGUUGUAUAUCGUAAUGUACAUGAUAAUAAUCCAAGUUUUUCAUCGGCAUCAAGUUUUGAAUAUAAUCCACCGGCACCAAUGGGAACAGCAGCUCCUCAAACAACAAUGAUGAUGAUGCCAGUACAACAACAAGUACAACCUAUGGGUGUUAUGCAACAACAAUCAGUAGCACAACAAGUACAACCAAUGGGCAUCAUGCAACAACAACCAGGACAAACUAUGGGCGUCAUGCAACAACAACCAGGACAAACUAUGGGCGUCAUGCAACAACAACAACCAGGACAAAAUAUGGGUAUCAUGCAACCACAACCAGUACAACAAAUGAUGUAUCGACCAGUUCAAAUACAACCAUCAGUACAACAAAUGGCACCUCAAUCAAUUCCACAAUUAUCAUCAAAUUAUAUUCCUCAAAAUUAUGUUCCUCAAAAUUAUAUGUAUCCAGCACAUCAAGGAAUGUCAUUUGGUUAUCGUCCAAUGUUGCGACAAGGUAGAAUGAUUCCAAAUGGUAUGCAAAUGAUGGCUGCUGGUAAUACAUUUGCUCCACCAGCAAGUCAUUUUCCAAAUCAACCACCAAUGUAUAAUCCAAUGACUCAACAACUCGUCUAUUAG
Messenger RNA from Rotaria sp. Silwood2, 1218 nucleotides. NCBI's taxonomy places the organism in Eukaryota, Metazoa, Rotifera, Eurotatoria, Philodinida, Philodinidae. The record is from the annotation of a GenBank genome assembly.